This is a messenger RNA of Meloidogyne enterolobii, 1196 nucleotides long. The record is from the annotation of a GenBank genome assembly. Lineage: Eukaryota; Metazoa; Nematoda; Chromadorea; Rhabditida; Meloidogynidae.
GGCAUAGUGUUUAUUAAUUUUUCUCUUUCUCUCAAUCUUCUACAGUAUUUUCUAUCGGCUGACUAUAAAAGCCUUCUUCUAUAUAAAAGUUUCUCCCACUUCCUUACAACUCCCUCCAUUAUUCUAAAUACUUUUAGCCUUCUAAAAAGAUUUUCUUCGUGGUUUAUUGUCGCUGUUGGCCUAUUUUGUGGUUCCCGUCCUAUACACAAAAACAAAUCUCUUCGACGUUUCUUGUUUGACGGUUCUUGUUUAUUCUACAACAAAGAAAGAUGUCUACUCCAGUCAAAAUUGCUUUUUGGUGUGAAUUCAAAAACAUGUUCAAAAUUCUUGGCGCAGUCGGACUUGGAGAAGAACUUUUGCUGACAAGUGAAACAUUCGCGUCGCCUGAAUUACCUGAACUUGGUUGGAAAAUCGUGUUGAAAAUUUGUAGCUCAGUUGUCUAUGUUUACCUCGAACAAAUGGGAAAACAAAACUUCAACGGUCUAGUCACCACCAAAUAUAAACUGUUCGUGGUUAAAUUUGGACACGAAAUUUUGUUAACACGAUCAACCAAACUUUUUGAGGAUCAAACCAAAUUGGGUUUCAGAGCGAUUAAUGUUCACCAAUUGAUGGAGUUUGAUGUUUUAAGGAUUCAGUGCAAACUUGAGGUGGAUCUUUACGACAGAAACAAAAACUUCAUAGCCUCUUGUAGCCAAAUGUACGAAAACCAAAAAUUCACCGAUUGCGUUAUUUUGGUUGAAGGAGUCUCUAUUAGUGCGCAUCGAUGUAUUCUAGCAAAAAGUGUUGUGCUUCAGGAGAUGUUAGAACAAAGUGCGGACUCGGAUAUGAAAAUCUCAAUUCCUAACGCAAAACCGGAACAUGUUCGAGGAUUGCUGGAAUUUCUGUACACCGGAGAGAUAAACAAAGGACUUUUGGAGAAUCACGUGGAGGAAAUCUUUGUUUUGGCGCAUAACUAUAAAGUAGAAUCUCUAAAACCUGAAUGCGAAAUGUUCAUGUCGAGCGUGAUUAAUAAUAACAAUAUUGUCAACUAUUGCCGUUUAAUCGAUUCAUUUGGCGCUCCAAUUCUUGAGAAGGCUAUCGUACGUCAUAUUCGUGGACACGAUGCAUUUCUUCAAACGGAAGGUUGGAAAUUAGCGAGGGAUGCUUACCCACAAUUGGGGUCUCGGUUUCUUGAAGCAGUUAUUCUAGAUAAAUAA